Messenger RNA from Mya arenaria, 2137 nucleotides. RefSeq names its product interferon-induced protein 44-like. The transcript is spliced from 7 exons. NCBI's taxonomy places the organism in Eukaryota, Metazoa, Mollusca, Bivalvia, Myida, Myidae. The record is from RefSeq and is a predicted model, not a curated record. Bases 43 to 1485 code for a protein of 480 amino acids.
UGUCAGGUCAUCCAGAGGACGAGAAAUCCACAAAAAGCGAUUAUGUAUUGCGGACGGUUAACAGAGGAGGACAUGGACGAUAUUGAGGAGAUGAUAGGAGAGGGCCGAAAACGCUUCACCCUGCUUUAUAGCAUCGCUCGAGAUGCAUGCGAUCCCGGAAUCUUUCACCGACGCUGUGACAACAAGGGUCCUACCGUUACGAUGCUGUAUAACGCCCAAAAAUCCUUGCUUGGUUUCUACACUAGCAUUGAUUGGCAAAGCGAUGGCUCUUGGAAAGCAGACAGAAAAAACUUCUUGAUACAACUUAGAUACCUGGGACACAGGCGGUUCACAAAAUGUCUUACAAAAGGCGCUACAGGUGAAAUAUUGUGCAGUAAAACAUAUGGACCUUAUUCACGUGCUCUCGGGUGUUUUUCUGGUAAAACACUGGUACCAGAAAACGGUGAGUUUUCAUUGAACAGUGAAAUCGGAGGCUUUACUGCAACUAAUUACGACACCAACGGCCUUUCCAUGAGCGACACGAACAACCAAUGCACGCAGGUCAUAGAUCUAGAGGUGUACAGUAUUGCAGAUGGAGAACGGCUAUGGCAUCGCGACAUAGAAUGCCCUUGGCGAACACAACCUCAGUCGGUCGCGGAGAAUGUGUUAAAGAUGAUGGAAGAACUGUUGGCGAUAAAACCCCCCAUAAAGCCCCGAUUGUUGCUACUUGGACCAAUGGGCGCUGGCAAGUCUAGCUUUGUAAACACAGUGGCCACAGCCGUCGCAGGCCGCAUGGUUCGCCUUGCCAACUGUGGGACGGGUGGACAUAGCGCCACUGUCAAGUACUCCUCUUACCGUUUGCGUUCAACAACGGGAUCACCUCUAGACAUCAAACUCUGUGACACACCUGGUUUGGAGAUGACUCAAGGAAUUGACACCAGUGAGCUACGUUUCCUUUUGGACGGCAACGUGCCAAAAAACUACGAGUUCAAUCCUGCACAACACAUAUCACUGAAAUCUCAGGGUUUUGUGUUCGAGCCGAAGGUAGGAAACCUUGUUCACUGUGUUGCGAUGGUUGUUGAUGCUACAACAGUAGAGGCCAUGCCUGGAGGAGUUCAAGACCAGUUAAAGCGUUUCAAACAAGUCGUAUUUGAAAAGGGCAUUCCAUUGACGGUUUUGCUGACAAAGGUUGACAAAGUCAACGAUGAUGCUCGUCAGAAACUUGAUGAUAUUUUCAUAAACCCGGUCGUUGGAAAAUUGGUGUACAGGACAGCAGACCUGUUUGGAGUCCCCCCGAACGUCGUCUUUCCGAUCAAAAACUAUGAACGUGAAGUGGAAUCAGGAGCUCCUGUGAACACUUUAGCGCUUGUUGCACUGAAGAGUAUGGUAGUAAUUGCGAUUGAUCAAAUGUCCAAAUUAUACGAUGUUGAGAGAGUGGAGUGUAAAGAAAACAAGCAGGUCUUAUUUACAGAAUCCCUCACAAAACAUAGGAAAGUUAAAGUUUAGUUUAAGAAACUAUUUUUGUGUACAUUUGCAUCGUUAUCUGCUUUGAUAGGUCGAUUUUGAUAAGUGACCUAAAAUGAACAUAAUCUAAAUUAUACUUUAAAUAAUGUUCGUUAUGAAAUUUUGUCUGGUAGUGCCCAUUGAACUCUUUAUAAACUGUUUAGUUUAAUAGGUUUGAAUCAGUUGAAUAUAUCUUUCAGUUGCAUGCUCGAUGUGUCAAAAUAUAGUUGUAGCUAUUAUGAAAAAGUUAACUUUCGAAUUCUAGGUUUAAACGCGAACAAUAUUGGUUGAUGCUAAAAAUGUUCUUCUUUUUUUAAUGCUAAAGCAUUAUCAUGUUAAGUCAUUUGUCUUUAAUGAUAAAAACCAAGAAAACCCUUAUGAUUUGGGUACGAAAAUAUUACUCUUUAAUAAUGGUUGUUUUAAAUCAAUAUCUUCUGAGCUACAAAUUUCCAAGUUAAAUAUGAGCAAACAUAUUGCUUAUAUCUUUUUAUCUGUACCUAAACCAUAUGGUUUUGUUUUGUUUUGAUCAUCAAAUUCAAAUGAGUAAAGCACGACAGAGCAUUGAAAUUAAAACCAAAAUGCUUCAACAUAUAUCGUGCGCCUUAAAGAGAAUUUAUAGUUGGUACAUUGUUCGAAUAAAUUUAGUUAAUGCAUA